AUGCCAAUCUGUAAAUACGGGCUAAAGGCUGUAUUCAGCAGUCGUCCUAGUUUUCUCAUGAGCAAGGGGACACCCAAUAAGGCCACACAUCAGCACCCAGCUGUGCAGCUACUGGGUGCUGAGGGUGGAGGGUCCCUGGCACCACCCGAGUUGCUGCCCGUAUCCAUCCAGAGACGCUGGAUGCUUUGUCAACUGCAAAUCGGCAAUCGACGAUCAUUUCUCCUUAUCAGCUUCGCUUCAGUCUUCAUGUUCAGGGAGGGUCGUGGAGUCUCCCUCUGUGGGGAUAUUAAAAAUCCACCUGGACUCGUUCCUGUAUCACCUGCUCCAGAAGGUGAGGUUACAGUGCAAACUGGAGAUCUGUUGCCAUGUAAGAUUUGUGGAAGAACUUUCUUUCCUGCAGCACUGAAAAAGCAUGGACCCAUUUGCCAAAAAACUUCUACCAAGAAAAGGAAGACAUUUGAUUCCAGCCGACAGAGAGCAGAAGGAACUGACAUUCCCACAGUAAAACCUCUUAAGCCACGGCCAGAACCACCCAAAAAACCUUCUAACUGGAGACGAAAGCAUGAGGAAUUCAUAGCAACUAUACGAGCAGCCAAAGGACUUAAUCUUAAAGACGGUGGAAAACUCCCUCCACCACCUCCACCAUCAUAUGACCCUGAUUACAUUCAGUGUCCAUACUGUCAGAGGAGAUUUAAUGAAAAUGCAGCUGACAGGCACAUCAAUUUCUGUAAGGAGCAAGCUGCACGUAUUACGAAUAAGGGGAAAUUGGCAGCUGAUACCAAAGGCAAGGUUCCUACUCGAACACAGUACAAACCUGCUCCAGUUAAGAAGAUGCCUUCUGUAGGAUCAACACCAUCACCAUCAUCACGCUUACCGCAGCCAAGUGGUGUUAGCAAAACUGUUGUAGGUGUCUCUUCAAGUAAAACACUGUCUUCAUCUGGAUCCAGUGGAAGCAAAAUUCAGACGUUAUCACCAGCUCAUAAAAACUCACUGGGAACGAUGAACCCACAGGCAGGAGGUGCAGCAAAAACCCGGACGUCAACCCCUCCUAGUGUGGCAAGAGCCAUGAGCACGGGUGCUUUGACAAACAGAAGAAAAACUAGCAAUUCAGACAUUCACUCAAGGUCUGAUGGGAAAACUGGGUAUGACAAUGGAGACUGCCCAUCCUCAGUGAAUGGAGGAAGUGCGAAAAGCAGCGAAGGAAUUUCACCUGUACAGUUAUCCAAGUUCUGCCAUGAAUGUGGAACAAAGUAUCCAGUGGAAUGGGCAAAGUUCUGCUGUGAGUGUGGAAUUCGAAGAAUGGUUGUGUGAACACUUUCUUUAAAGCAGAAGGAAUACAAGAAAUUGGAACAUCUGCUAUGUACUGUUGCAUGGAAAGCUUGAGUACUCCUUCCAGUUAGACUUCAUGCUGCAAAAGUCAAAACAUCACUUUAUAAUUUUCUAAGUGCAAUCUUCUGGUUACACAGUUAUUUAUAAACAAUGAUAUAUACUGUAUAUAAAAAUAGCAGCUACCUAAAACUGUGCCAUUCAAGGAAAUACUCUUUACUCUUUGUUGAAAAUAUUUAAAAGUAAGGUAAAAACGCUUUAAGUAACCUAGGUAGCAGAAGAGGUUCAAUGCUAUUUUUCUUUGUAAAUCCAACUAGGCAAAGGAUUUUUUAAAUCUCUUAUGUAGGGUAAUGCUUACCUAUAGGGAACUAGCCAUGAACAACUUGGGCUUCAAAAGUUUCUCUGUGGAGGCAUUUCUUUCAUGUAUGACAGUAACUUAGAUGCUGUGUUCUAAAUGAAAACAACAUGAACUCCUUAUGAAUUCCUAGAUAAACGUGUAAAAAGUUCAGAUCUUUAAAUUCUUUAACAGUAAUAUGCUAAUUGGAUUUUCCAGUUGCUUCCUUAAAGAAUCAAAGUGGAAAACUACCUGAGAAUUCUCUUUGCAUCUAAGAAGAAAGGCAAGAUUUUCUUUUUGUUGCUUUCCAUGUUCUGUUUUUCAGUAAAAAAGUGUUAAUAUUUUUAUGUAUUUAUAAGGAAAAUAUGCUAUUAAUUUUAUUAUUAUUCAUUUUAUUAAGUUCCUUUUGUUUCAAAAUACUUGUCUUCCUCCUCCUGUGUUCCACCAUGACUAGCAUAUCUAAAGGUGUUGUGCUUUGUCCUGUUUCCAAAGGUCCUGCUCAUUUUUUCUUUUCCCUCAUUUCCUCAAGCAAAGUCUAUACUUAUCCUACCUAAAUGUUGAACUCAUAUUUUGAAAAUAGCCUUCUUGAUGUAUCCAAUACCAAAAAAAAAA
Molecule: messenger RNA, 2272 nt
Organism: Passer montanus (Eurasian tree sparrow)
Lineage: Eukaryota; Metazoa; Chordata; Aves; Passeriformes; Passeridae
Gene: ZC2HC1A
Product: zinc finger C2HC-type containing 1A
Exons: 10
Coding region: 1-1311 (436 amino acids)
Source: RefSeq, a predicted model, not a curated record